Molecule: messenger RNA, 960 nt
Organism: Ornithodoros turicata
Lineage: Eukaryota; Metazoa; Arthropoda; Arachnida; Ixodida; Argasidae
Gene: Rpn12
Product: 26S proteasome non-ATPase regulatory subunit 8-like
Exons: 7
Coding region: 31-825 (264 amino acids)
Biological process (GO): proteasome-mediated ubiquitin-dependent protein catabolic process
Cellular component (GO): proteasome regulatory particle, lid subcomplex; cytosol; proteasome regulatory particle
Source: RefSeq, a predicted model, not a curated record
GCUCAACUCAAUCGCCAGGUUCUUUUUGACAUGGCGCUUCUAGACGAAGUUGUGGCGAAUUACCAGCUCUUAAUGCAAGAGUGGAGUAAAAAGAAUCAAAACCUCGAAAAGUGCGGCGAACUACUGUCCAAGCUAAAGGUCGCCCUAACACAGUUGCCUUUUCUUCCCACAACGAAUACAGCGGUUACAAAGAGGGAGCUGCUCGUUGCCCGCGACAUCUUGGAAGUAGGAGCACAAUGGAGUAUCGCUACGCGCGAUAUUGCCUCUUUCGAGAGGUACAUGGCUCAGCUGAAGUGCUACUACCUCGACUACCAGGAUGACUUGCCAGAGUCGUCGUACAAGUACCAGCUGUUGGGUAUCAACUUGUUGUGCCUUUUGUCUCAGAACAGAGUAGCAGAAUUUCACACGGAAUUAGAACUUCUGCCUGCCAAAGAAAUUCAGAGCAACGUUUACAUCAGCCAUCCUGUGUCCAUGGAGCAGUUUCUCAUGGAGGGCAGCUACAACAAGGUUUUCCUGUCCAAGGGCAACGUUCCCGCGCCGAGCUACACGUUCUUCAUGGACAUUCUCCUGGACACUGUCCGGGACGAGAUGGCCAGCUGUGUCGAAAAGGCCUACGAGCGGAUUUCGGCACCCGAAGUGGCGCGCAUGCUUUUCCUCGAGGCUUCCAAGCAAUUAGAUCCUUACGCCAAAAAGAGGAACUGGUCUCAGACCAACAACAAGUUCAACUUCAGCACAGAAGUAAAACACACGGACGACAACAUAGCAGCCGAAGACCUCGCGGUACAAACCAUCGGCUACGCCCGAGAACUUGAGAUGAUCGUCUAGAACACAAAUUUUGGUUACGUGAAAAAAAAAAAGGACUGUAUAAAUAUUUACGUUGACCAGCGAGCGUGUGGACGACGCAUUUGAGGAACGCUUCACGCUGCUCGGUUUUAAGGAUUAAAUUUGUUUUGGAAGGAG